Emys orbicularis (European pond turtle) is the source of this 551-nucleotide messenger RNA. Its product is annotated as large ribosomal subunit protein P2. Gene Ontology annotation, cellular component: ribosome; cytosolic large ribosomal subunit. The record is from RefSeq and is a predicted model, not a curated record. The transcript is spliced from 5 exons. Gene Ontology annotation, molecular function: structural constituent of ribosome. Lineage: Eukaryota; Metazoa; Chordata; Testudines; Emydidae. Bases 169 to 510 code for a protein of 113 amino acids. Gene Ontology annotation, biological process: cytoplasmic translational elongation.
AAAGGAAGACGGGUUGUCUGGGCCCUUCCCCUUCCCUUUAGCCGCCGGGCCGCCGUAGCGUGUGCACGUCCCUAGGCCCAGCUCCCGUCCUACCGCCACUCGGUGAAGUAAGUGCGCGGACCCCCCCCCCCCCUCUAAUGGGCGCGCCCGGAGCUCCUGCCCUUGCCAAUGCGUUACGUUGCAGCUUAUCUUCUGGCUGUCCUAGGGGGCAACGAGUCCCCUGCUUCAAAGGACUUGAAGAAGAUUCUCGACAGUGUAGGCAUUGAGACGGAUGAUGAACGCCUGAACAAGGUUAUUGGUGAACUGAACGGAAAAAAUAUAGAGGAUGUCAUUGCUCAGGGUAACGGCAAACUUGCCAGCAUGCCAGUUGGUGGAGCUGUAGCAGUCUCAGCUGGACCAGGUUCUGCUGCUCCUGCUGCUGCACCUGCUGCUGCUGAGGAGAAGAAAGAAGAGAAGAAGGAGGAGUCUGAGGAAUCUGACGAUGACAUGGGAUUUGGCCUAUUUGACUAAACUUUUGCUACAGAAGCUAAUAAAACACUUUGUUUAAAAUG